Molecule: messenger RNA, 5090 nt
Organism: Exaiptasia diaphana
Lineage: Eukaryota; Metazoa; Cnidaria; Anthozoa; Actiniaria; Aiptasiidae
Exons: 3
Coding region: 143-2836 (897 amino acids)
Molecular function (GO): protein binding
Source: RefSeq, a predicted model, not a curated record
UGCAUGGUUUCUUGUUUCUACUAAUAUAAAUGACUUUUUAGUCAUUUAAAAAAACACUUUUGAGAGUUUUUCUGCAAGAAUAAUCUCUAAAUGAUCUUUAUAUAAUUACUUAUCGGGUAAGAGGGCGGCGUUUAGCACUUUUAUGGCAAUGUAUGCUUCAYACUUGUUCAUAUCACGGCGUCUCGGUCUUGAAGCUGGAAAAAUAUUUCCCAAGAUGGCACGGAUAAGACCGAUAAGACGAAAUAUCUCAGCUCAAGUAGAGGAAAGUGUUACCAAGAAAGAAAGCCCGAAAUCCUGGAGAGAGAACCCUAACUUGAAAUAUUGGGUUGUUGGYGUUUGUGCAAUAAGUGGGAUUAUAUAUCGGUAUGUUUAUAAAGAAAAGGAUAAGAGAAAGGUGAUUGUCAAGAACUUCCCUGCAUUACCAAGUCACAAGCUUCAAAGUCGUGAUUCAGACUUAAAUGAAUUGUACAAACUGUGCAAGAAUGGUAGCUAUGUCAAAACUGUACAUGUUGAAGGACACAGUGGCAGUGGGAAAACACUCCUUGCUACUGCACUAGCAAAGAAGUUAGCCAAAGAAGAAGAAGAAAGAUACCAUWUUCUUCCCAAAAACCUGUUUGUUGGCACAAUCAAUGGUGCAAACCUUGAUGCUUUGUUGUUUGACAUUAAAAAGUUUGCUGUAGCGAUAGGAUGCCAAUCCAAAGACUGGCUUCUUAGAAUUGAUGAAGGAACAAAGUUUGGCAACCUAAGCGACAGUGAGCAACUUCAUAUUAUAACACAAGCUGUUAAGGAAAAACUUAUUGAAAACCCAAACUGGAUUCUUAUCUUUGAUGACUUGAGGGAUUAUGAGUUUCUUCAGAAGGUCUUUGGAGAUGACUUGGACUCUUGGGGCAAWGGAACUGUUAUUAUCACAAGUACACUAAAGCUCAGAACAGACCUUAACAAUAGCUACUGCUUAGAUAAAGGCAUGGAUAAGCAGGAGGCAGUUGAUCUCCUAAAGCAACUUACAGAGCUACCUGAAGACAAACUGGAAGUCGAAUCAGACCAGAUCCUGGACAAAUUAGCCUAUUCGCCCCUUGCUAUUGCAUGUGCUGGAACAUUCAUAAAGUCAAGAUUGGAAAAAAAUMAUGAUUACUCUUUAAAGGACUUUACUGAUGAAUUCAGUGSUSGAUUAGMGCAGCUCCUUAAAAGCAACCCCACCAASAACAUGUCAGAAGCCAUAAAGUCCUYGUAUGUCAUUUCUUCACUGCUGGUCAAAGAAACCCUUAACGUUUCACCUCAUUUUCUUCACUCCUUUGAUUUGAUUGGGAGCUGCUCUCCAGUCUGGCCUAUUCCUGUCAGCUUGAUUUCAUUGCAUCUGAGAUCAGCAGAGUAUCAUCUCCCACCCGUACCAAGGAGCUCUUCAGUGUUACCGGAYCAUCCUGAUCAAGGUGAAAUCAAGCCAGUCAAUCCAGAAGAAGAAGUUGAAGAAACAYUCUUUUCUAUCAAGAGGCUUGCAAACAAUCUGGAAUCAUUUACUAAAGCAGUGAAGGCUAACUAUGAUGCAAUAAAAGAAAUGUUCAAUCCAACACCCUUAGAUUUCUCACCACCCUCUGAUGGAGUCCUGGAACUAAUGCAGACUUGCCCUUUUGUUUCAUCUGAAAAAGUUAACCCAGGAGGAGUACAGACAAUCAAAGUCAACUCUAUCGUCCAUGAAGUGAUGUCACAGCUCUUUACUUCCACCACAUGCCAGAUCCUCGAAGACCAGCAUCUCAUUCAAGCAGAGGAMAAGCAUAACAACAGUUCAUGGUUUAGAAGGCUAUGGGCUUUUGAUCCUCAAAKAUCUCUUCAGGAGUUCCGCAACAGUCUUGUAGAAAGAGAUAGAAAUGUMAACCCAUCGCAAGGCUCACCAAAUCAAGAUGAUCCUAAAGUAAACAGUGGGAUUGAUGUAAGCUGCUUGUUGAGAGAUGACAGGGAUUAUACUGCUGUUUCAAGCUAUCGACGUAUUCAGUCACAGGUUGCCAGCGAGCACUAUCAACGCCAUAUUGGUUUGGUACUUAAGACUAUGAAUGGUGUUUCAUCUGUGUGCAGUCAGGACGUGCAGACAAGGACUUUAGCAAGGCUCAUCAUGCCACAUCUACACCACACUUUAACUGCUAACACGUCCAAGAACUUGGAACCUAAGAGUCGCGCCCAUGCGCUUUUGGCUGUAUCAUCUAUAAACUCUGCACUUGGAAACCUCGAGGCUAGUAUCCCAUCCCUUGAGCAAGCACUUGCUAUAGAAGAAGARCAGUUUGGAGUAAUGAGUCUUGAGGUGGCUUCCACUUUAACACGCCUUGCAGAGGUAUACAGCUCGCUUGACGACGCUMCCAAAGCACGAGUGUUAUUAGAAAGAGCUUAUGGCAUCUAUGAACAACAGAGAAAGAAAGCAGGCGAGUAUAAAAAGCCCUUAGAGUUUGCUCGAACCAUGGAAGCUUUAGGUGCUGUCUACGGUGCGCUUGGAUUUAAACAACAAAGCAAAGAUUACAUUGAAAGGGCCUUGUCAUACWUGCAAUCCGCUGCACCAACAACUCCAGACGAGAUUGAAGGACGACGAUUCACUUGUGAAGUGGCCAGCACACUCGCUGAUCUUGGACAUGCGUAUCUGUCUAUCGGUGACGCAUUCUCAGGCCGCAAGAUGCUUGAGUUGGCUGUUACGGGKCUGAAGAACAUGUACGGAGAAGAACACCCUGAAGUGGUUCGAGCUUUGACYAUAUUAGGAACUGCKUAYACCAUGCAAGGAAAUUGGCAAGAAGGGAAGAAGAUGAGAAAAGAAGCAGGAAAACUGCAGGCAAAACUGGACACAGUUGUUGCUUUGUAAAGGUUGUAUGGAUUUUUUUGUGAUACAAAACUACAUGUACUGUUAGCAGAGCUUAGACAUUUGAAGAGUURCCUCUACUGAUUUGAUUUUCAGUUAGCGCUUUUUGAUAAUCGUUCCUCAGUUUGUGAAGUUAUGUUAUAGACUUGCCGUCAAAACAGAAAUCUGUGAAACACUAUCUAUAGCGUCUACGGUAUACAUUACAGACUCAAAAGAAAAGAGAGUAUUUACGCCUAGAAACUGUUUUGCAGUUUUUGUGUUCUUUUUAUGCAAUAUUCAAUCUAUUGUUCGACUCUUUCGUUCUUGAAGUAUGUAUUUCUAUGUUUCUAUCUUCUGCUUAUUCAUUCUCGGUUUUUCCAUUUCCAAGGUAACGCUAAAAGGCGUUUUCUAUAUACUCGUUUGUCAUGAAUCCGAUUGUUGAKGUCGUUUGUACUUUUUUGAUUAAAUUUUUGAUYGCAGAACCAUUUGAAAUCACAACUCAUAAUCUUUCUGUUUGCUUAAAGAAAUUUCACUUACAGUGAAAACAAAGAAAAUUUUAAAUGUUUGWACGAAAGCUUUUGUCGGCCUCUUAAGCUGGAAUAAAUGGCUUUUUAAAAUAGUGCUAAUGAAUCAUUUCUGUCUUCUGGAAAUUACRUGGAAUAAACCUUAUUACGUGGUGAAURCUGCGGRAAACUCGAACAUUUAUUCGAUCAUGCCAGGUGCAGAUAAAGUCUAUCCAUGGACAUCCUCCGCAUAAAUGUAUACGAAAAUCAAACCCGUUUAAAAGCUUGAGAAAAUGUCUAUCUUGUUUUYUGYUUUCUGCUUGAUGUAUUUAAAUUAACUGAUCAGUAAAAAAAUCCAACUGACAAGCUCAUUUUUAGCGUCUGCGGGGGCUAUACACACAAACCUCUAGAAAUUUGUCAGUUUUCAACGCUGGUUUASAUAGCCGACAUAAUAUCUGACACAGUGGAAUAUUUCAGAAAAGAGGAGUCCUUUCUAGUGCUUGCACUGUUAUCAGUGCCUUGGGUUUUAGUCUCAGCUACUUAAAGUUUGUAUCCGGCGCCAUUUUGCGAAAAGGUAUCUGAGUAAAUAACUAUGAUUUCCUUAAUUAUUGAACAUACUACACUCGUAUAGUCCUGUGGAAAGUAUGCUUGUUAACAAUACUAGACAUUUUGAAGGCGAUAAUUAGAAAAGAAAAUGCAAAAUGGCACUAUUAGGUGAAAUAACCAAGUUUAUUUGUCAUUAACUUGCUUGCUAGUUUACACCGGGAAAAUGCUGUUUUGAAAACAAYAAGAAUAAUCAGUAUCGUGCGUUGGAAAUAGCAUUUGAUCGUUCUAUCGAUCGUUAUAGGCUUAGACUAUUGGAGAACACUCGACACGGCUACGUUGUGUCGUCGAGUUUUGCAUAUUCUGUAUAUCACUCACAGCUUAGACUGAUAUAUGAACAAAACUAUGUCGAUUGGCAACAAAAGAUAUAUAACAACCUUUCAGUUCCGUUGUAGUAAAAGCCUAAACGGGCGCGGUUGCGAUAAUUCGAGAUUUUAUAGACAUUUCUGAUACUAUAUACWUKUGCAARCUUAGUCUGAUUACAGUUCAGUGAUGUAGAUAAGGCUCAGGGAUUUCUCUCACUGCCCUUGCAAAGAGGUCUCAAGUGAUUGAAUUUUGAAAACAUGAGCAAAGUGAACUAGCUUCCGAGAGGAAUUUACAAAGUUUGGCGCCUUUUAGUGAUCGCCAGAGGCAUAUUUUGGAUCAUUUACCCGGACGAGCGGACGAUCAAACAAAGUCAUUACAUUCUAUUUUAAUUUCCGUAAUUUCACUCUUUUACCAUAUUUUUAAUUACCCAAAAACGUUUGAUUUCAUUGUUCAAAUUCUUUCCUUUCACAAGAGCCGUGAUUACUUAAUCGAGCUUUAAAAUGGUUUAGAUAUAUCUAUAUUUACACAUUUACUUCAUCGUUUUCCAUUUUCCAUUCAGUACUUAUCCAUUCAGCUCACGCUAUACACAGGUAAGCWUAAGAUUGCUAUAGUUAGUUUAAAAAAGUCAAUGGCCGAAAUUAYAGCAGUAAUGAUAUUGUGGAAUACGAAAUAUUUGAGAAAACAAGUUAUGAAAUACGAAAUAUUUACUAAGAAAGAGAAUAUGGAAUUGUGAAUAGUUGUUUUGUUAGAAGUAAAAUAGAGAAUGCUUGUGAAAAUAUUAUUUGGGAAUAGAGAUACUUUCUCAUUGACAACACCAGGCUGGAAUAAUGAAAUAGUCAUAAUAAAAUUCAGAUUGAGCAGUUUCA